Molecule: messenger RNA, 1461 nt
Organism: Vespa velutina
Lineage: Eukaryota; Metazoa; Arthropoda; Insecta; Hymenoptera; Vespidae
Product: putative odorant receptor 85d
Exons: 8
Coding region: 258-1430 (390 amino acids)
Biological process (GO): sensory perception of smell; detection of chemical stimulus involved in sensory perception of smell
Cellular component (GO): plasma membrane
Molecular function (GO): odorant binding; olfactory receptor activity
Source: RefSeq, a predicted model, not a curated record
UUAAAAAAAAAAAAAAAAAAAGAAGAAAAGAAGAAAGAAAAGACAGAAAAAGAAUAAAGACAAAAAUGGCAAUAAAUUUCAAUGAAAGAUAAUUCAAAUGGAAUUAUAAAAACUUUUAUACGAGGGUUGUGAAACAAAGGGAUGUCCUACGGUGGUGAACCGAAGCGACGCAUAUAACAACUUUUCAAACGGAGUUUACCAGGGAGGACGAUCGACUUUUUUGCCAUCAGUUUAUCGUGAACCUUCGAAAGUAUAAAAUGGGAAAGGACAGCAUUGAAGAAAUAGGAAUGACCAACAUCUUGAAAUCAUUCAAUUGGAACACAAGGCUCUUAAAAUGUGUAGGAAUUUGGCCAUUGGAGAACAACGAUCUAAUUUUUUUCUUCUUCUUCAUAUAUCUUUCAAUUCACUGUUCUUUAACAUUCGCACAUUUAAUUUACGCUCCAAAAACCAUCGACAUUGUUAUAUGUAACAUAGCGGAGAAUAUUAUGCUAACGAUGACGCUAACGAAGAUAACAAUCAUUAGAAUCAACAAAGAAUCAUUGGGUAAAUUGUUGAUGGAAAUAAAAGAGUUUACACUUUCUGAGAAAUACAAUAGUAUAGAGCAAAAAGUGAUAUUACUGAAGUAUACUAAAUUACCGCCACGUUUUAUACUAACAGCGGUUAUUUUAAUGACAAUAUCUGCUUCAUUGUAUUAUGUGAAUGGAGUUAACAUUGGAGUACAAAUUGCAAAACAAAACAAUUCCAUGGGUUAUCAGUUGCCAUACAAAACAUUACAAAUUAUCGAUUUACGGGACAGCAGGAUUUACGCUUUAAUUUGUGCUUAUCAAACAAUGGUCGUACCUUCUAUAGUUUUUGGUUACGUAGGAAUCGAUUGCAUAUUCGUCAAUUUGUCCGUUCUAGUAAUCGCACAAUUCGCCAUAUUGUCCGAUAAGGUGAAUGAAGCGUUAAAUAAUUCGGAAAAUUGUCAUGAUGGUAUUAAGGAACUUGUAUUACGACAUUAUCAUUUGAUAAGAUUGGCGGAAAAAUUGGAGGAUAACUUUAAUAUCGUGAUCAUGCAACAAUUGUUGGGUACCAUCAUCCAUCUUUGUAUUUCCGGUUAUCAUCUACUGAUGAGUAAAGAAUCGAAAGAUAGUUUAACAUUGAUCCUGUUCAUAUUGUACGGCUUUUGCGUGAUGGGCACACUUUUUAUUUACUGUUUCAUCGGUGAAUGUCUUAUUCAAGAAAGUAUCAAUUUUGGUAAUGCCAUUUACAAUUACGACUGGUAUAACUUAUCGUCGAUGGAAUCCAAAUUUUUUCUUAUUUGUAUGAUACGAACCAAGAAGCCGCUAUAUUUAACUUCUGGUAAAUUUGUCAUCUUGUCCUUGACCAUUUUCACAGAUAUCGUCAAAUCUUCGAUGGGAUACUUAUCGGUACUACGUACGUUUUUAUGAAAUGGACAAAAGUGAGAUGUAGUAACAAUUC